AUGCCUUCUUCUUAUAAAGAUAUAAGAAAAUCCUCCUCAACAGACAAACGGGGAAAUAAACACUCACGGAACAGGAAGUCGCAUGAAAAGCGAAAAAAUGAUAUAAAGGAAUUGGAACUGAGGAGUGCAAAAGAAAAAGAGAAGGAGGACGGUGAGGUUUCUAGUGAGGACGACUUGCCCGUUUGUCGUUUCUAUUCAACUAACAAGUGCACGUGGGGCAACAACUGUCGAUUCAGGCAUCCCCGUUCUAAAGUCAUGGGCAAUUAUGUGAUGUUCGAGCAAUUGAAGCUGCCACAGUCAUCAGAUUUGCAGGGUAUCUAUGGUAAACACAGUCACAACGAGACAGCUGCGAUUCCAAUAGGAUAUCCGGAGGACUUGGAUAGCUCCUUUAAUCACAGUCUACGAGAUCUCAAGCAGAUGAUGCAGGCUGCGGGCUAUAAAGUUGGUCAGAAUAAAACUCGAUAUGUCCGGCACAAGCCUUGGGUCGAGUUCAAUGAUUUGGACACAGAUCCCUACUACACGAACCUUAUAGAGCUGCCAAAAUCAAACGCUGCCCGCUCGUACUUGCCAGAUUAUUAUAAUUUGCCGCGAGGCCAACCCUGGUUGAUGGAUCCAUCUAAGAAAGUAACACUUCGGCUCACCAGAUCCCCCAGCAGCAGCAGUAGCAGUAGCAGCAGCAGCACUUCCGAUUACACAUCCACAACGAGCUCAUCCUCGUCUUCAUCAUCUAGUUCCUCGUAUUCUGUGAAUCUUCGCAAGCGUAAACUCACUUUCAGGCAAAGAUUGAGUGCAAAGCGUCGAAGGGGAGGCGAUUAUGCCUCCUCCUAUAGCAGCGAUUCUGUCUCCUACGAGUCCAGCACACACUCCUCUGAACUGAGCUCAUCCUCAUCGGACUUCAAUAUCAAAUAUGAACCAAAUUCAGAUAGGAAAACAAACUUCAGAAAGAACUUCAAUAUUAAAUGUGAACCAAAUUCAGAUAGGAAAUCAAAUGUCAGAAAGGACUUUAAUAUAAAAUGUGAACCAAAUUCGGAUAAGAAAAUAAGUGUCAGAAAGGACUUCAAUAUCAAAUAUGAACCAUAUUCAGAUAAAAAAAUAAAUGUAAGAAAAGACUUCAAUAUCAAAUGUGAAGCAAAUUCAGAUCAGAAAACAUGUGUCAAAACUACCGAGCCCGAUUUACGUAGACGCAAAUACUUGGAGCGAAAACUAAAAUAUAUCGAGGCCAAGAUUUAUAUGAAGGAGAAGAAUCUCAAUCCUUUCUAA
Drosophila innubila is the source of this 1260-nucleotide messenger RNA. RefSeq lists its product as uncharacterized. Gene Ontology annotation, molecular function: metal ion binding. NCBI's taxonomy places the organism in Eukaryota, Metazoa, Arthropoda, Insecta, Diptera, Drosophilidae. The transcript is spliced from 2 exons. The coding region runs from base 1 to 1260 and encodes 419 amino acids. The record is from RefSeq and is a predicted model, not a curated record.